Messenger RNA from Electrophorus electricus (electric eel), 1568 nucleotides. RefSeq names its product glycine cleavage system protein H (aminomethyl carrier), b (gene gcshb). Lineage: Eukaryota; Metazoa; Chordata; Actinopteri; Gymnotiformes; Gymnotidae. Gene Ontology annotation, cellular component: glycine cleavage complex; cytoplasm; mitochondrion. The record is from RefSeq and is a predicted model, not a curated record. Gene Ontology annotation, biological process: protein lipoylation; glycine decarboxylation via glycine cleavage system.
GCACUGGGAUGGACGCUCACCGGGAGCGCGCGUCCUCGGCGGCGCGCAUCAGACCGUGGUUUCAUUCCAGCCCGUGAAGUCACGCCGAUGGCGACUUGCGCGGCGCUCCGUUUUGCCUCCAAGGCUCCUGUAGCUUUGCCUUUGCUUUCAAGAGCCGCACAUGACACGCUUGGCCGGGUGCUCCGGAGGCCGAGUCUUCUUAGGGCGUUCAGCACGACGUCGCGACUGGCAGACGCUCUUAGAUUUACAGAAAAACAUGAGUGGGUUCGAGUUGAGGGGGAAAUUGGUACAAUCGGCAUCAGCAGCUUUGCUCAGGAAGCAUUGGGUGAUGUUGUAUACUGUGGACUGCCAGAAGUUGGGAAGAAGCUUCAACCAAUGGAGGAGUUUGGCGCUUUAGAAAGUGUGAAGGCUGCUAGUGAGUUGUACUCUCCAUUGACUGGAGAAGUAACCCAAAUCAACACAGAGCUGAAAGACAACCCUGGACUUGUCAAUUCAUCCUGCUAUGAACAUGGAUGGUUGAUCAAGAUGACCAUAGAAAACCCUGGAGAAUUUGAAGCCCUCAUGGAUGAAACUGCCUAUGAAAAAUACAUCAAAUCACUUGAGUAAUCUGUCGACUCUACUUCCUGUUAUUAAUCAUUGAUGACUUUCCUGCUAAAAGUCACUUGUAAAUUUCUGCCAUUAGAGACUGUAUUAAUAAUACACCAAAGUAUCUUGAUUUUGUAAUAGUUUCACAGUACCAAAGUAGUUAUCUAUUUUGUUAGCGUAUCAUCUUGUAGCACAUGUUGCUUACUAUCGCUAAUAAAAACUUGGGCCACUAUCACGUGCUUUAGCUCAGUUGCUUAAGUCAGUUAAAAAAGCCUCAAAUGUAUCAAAAUAUAGUAAGCCUCCUGUUUUCAGAGAACUGUUUUUCAUGACUUUAUUUUCAGGAAAAGAUUCCAGUUAGCCAGUCAAUGUAAAAUUGUCAAUAGUCACCAAAACAGUUUCACAUGAAGUUGGCAUUUAUUUUAAUUAUUCACCAGUUUGUUUUUAAGGCCUUCUUAAUAUAAAGGCCCCGUCUGAGUAAACGUUUUUGUGGUAUUGUAACUGCAUAUGUUUAAUAGGUGCAUAAAUACAAUUGAAAUGUGAAAUUACUGUAUAGAUUUAUUUAGCAGUUGUUUCCUUCCUCAUACACCUUUUUGGUUUAGAUAUCUGUAAACAUUCAAGAGAAUGUUCAAAUGAAUCAAGGAAACUAAUAAUAAUAAAUAAAAAACUUCAGUGGGUAAGGAGCCGGGUGCAAAAACAUUGAAGACGAGCAUUGCGGGUGAUGUGGUAUUCCUUUUAUGAAAUAACUUUUCUGAAUUUAUUUGCACAGUACUGCCAUGUCAUCUUGCCCUUAAUAAUCUAACCUAGCUGCAUAGGUUUAUGAAUAACUCUGUCUUUGUUAGUCAUUCACUAGGCUUGUCAGUGAAUCAAGGAUCUAUUUAAUUUAAUAAAUAUCUUACAACCAUUGAAAGUGUCUGUAAUUUGCAGUGAAGUAUAGUGAGAGAGAUGUAAUUUGGAAAUGUACUGGUAAAUUUGAUUCCAAAUAC